AUGCCGGAGCUCCUCGAAGAUAUGGUCUUUGCCCACAACAGUUUAUCAGCUUCUGUGACUAGUUUUACUUUCGGCUAUUUUAUUUACGACUUCUUUGAUUUAUUGGCAGCCAGCCGGUGGUCGAUCUCGAAGACCAAUUUUGAUAUCAUUCUUCAUCAUGUGCUCGUCAUUUGCUGCUUCGGUUCCUGUGUCGUGCAACAACGAUACAUGGGACUGUCUAUGCUCUCCAUCCUCAUGGAAGUCAACUCGGUAUUCCUUCAUCUUCGAAAAAUCUCCCGAAAUUUCGACAUAAAAUCUGGCCUGAUUUACUACUCAAUCGUUGCCCUCAAUUUCAUCACGCUCCUGGCUUUCCGCGUUGCCGUCUCGUACAAAAUGAUCGUCUGGUUGUCUACAGUCGACAGAAGUGGAAUUCCUAAUGUUGUCUUCUACCUCGGUGUUAUUGCCAUGCCUAUAAUUGCCGCCAUGAACUGUGUGCUGUUCUACAGAUGUCUUCGCGUAGACAUCUUGCGACCCUUAUCCCGACCGAUCAAGAAAGAAUAA
This is a messenger RNA of Oikopleura dioica, 540 nucleotides long. NCBI's taxonomy places the organism in Eukaryota, Metazoa, Chordata, Appendicularia, Copelata, Oikopleuridae. The record is from the annotation of a GenBank genome assembly.